AGGUAUAUAGAGGUUUUUUUUUUUUGAAAAUAUUCGAGCAUAUAGAAAGUUGGUAAGAUAAAAGAGAGUAACGGCGCGAUUCCAAUGAAUAUAUGCGCUAGUGUUUCUCAGUCAGUGAAAUCAGCGUAGAAGGAAAGAGAGAGAGAAAGAGGUAAAGAGAAAAGGGGAGUUCCCCUUCUACGAAGUCCUAUCCCCACUACUCGACACACCGAGGUUGCCACUGCUAUUCUUUGCGGGGCCAUGGUUGCGCGAGUGUGCGUGCGUCUGUUGAACUACGUGCGACCAGCCCAGUGCUGUUAGUAAUGUAAGCUUUUCGUUCUCGUAUACGUGUCGAAAUAAAGAAAGAAAGAGAGAGAGAGAGAGAGAGAGAGUAAGAGAGAAAGACAGAGAGAGAGAGAGAGAGAGAACGAGAGAGCGAGAAAGAGCGCGCAUUAGAGCUCUAGUAAUCGCGUAAAGUAUUCCUUCGUUAAUUUGGUUAACCAUCAUGCCGUUAAGUAUCGGAGUUAAUUUAAGAGUGACCGGCCACUGUAAUCAAGGCGGUCGUAAGUACAUGGAGGACAUGUUCAGUGUAGCCUAUCAACAGACACCGGACGACAAGGAUUUGGAAUACGCCUUCUUUGGCAUUUUUGACGGCCAUGGGGGCGGUGAGGCAGCGGCAUUUGCUAAGGAACAUCUUAUGGAUAUUAUCGUUAAGCAAAAAAAUUUUUGGAGUGAUCGAGACGAGGAUGUUCUUAGAGCAAUCAGAGACGGAUACGUGAAUACACAUUAUGCGAUGUGGCGGGAGCUUGAUAAAUGGCCAAGAACAGCAUCCGGAUUACCAUCUACUGCUGGCACUACAGCAAGUAUAGCUUUUAUAAGAAAAGGAAAAAUUUACAUUGGGCACGUAGGUGAUUCUGGAAUAAUAUUGGGAUAUCAACCAGAUGGAGAUCCGCAGUGGCGUGCUAAAGCAUUGACUAAAGAUCAUAAGCCUGAAAGUGGUCCAGAAAUGAUCCGCAUACAGGAGUCUGGCGGAAAAGUUGUUAGCAAAUCAGGUGUUCCAAGAGUCGUUUGGAAUAGACCACGAAUAGGACAUAAAGGUCCUGUUAGAAGAUCAACUCAUAUAGAUGAAAUACCAUUUCUAGCUGUGGCCAGAUCUUUAGGUGAUCUUUGGAGUUACAAUUCAGAACUAGAUACAUUUAUAGUGUCUCCAGAACCAGAUGUUAAGGUUGUUACAGUUGAUGUUAGGUCAUACCGAUGUCUUAUUUUUGGAACAGACGGUUUAUGGAAUAUGUUGACUUCCCAAGCAGCCGUAGCUAUUGUUCAGGCUGCUGAAAUGCACAAUGAAAAACAUAUUAUAGCUUCUCAACAGACUGGCAAUGGGCAGGCUGAUGUGCAAAUGUGGAUAAAUCCAUCUAAAAGUUUGGUAGAUAGAGCAUUGGAAAGGUGGUCAUCAACAAGAUUACGGGCUGAUAAUACAAGCGUUGUAACUGUUAUGUUAGAUCCUCCAGGACCUUCUCGUAGCGAGGUAUUGUUGAGUCAAAAGAAAGAACUCUCAUCAAAAAGUAUAAUACAUCAUCAUCAAGGAGUUCAACCUCUCGAUCCAACUAUUUUUAACGAAAAUAUUGAAAAGCCUAUAUCAGAUACUGCCGCCUCAUCUGUGUUAAGUCACGCGACACCAAAUGAUGAUUCAGAUAUAAGUGGUUUAAAGCAACCAGAUUCUUCUGAUGAAAUUAAUGAAAAUUUAGAUAAAUCUACAAAAUUUGAGAGUAAUUCAUAUGUCGAGAAAUUAAUUUUAAACGUAGAUACCUGUGAUGUCGAUAAAAUUUUAUCGACAAGAGAAACUGAGAAUAAAAUAUCUAAUAUGGAAGGUAUUAUUCAAGUAGCUGAAAUCUCAUCUUCAGAUAUAUCUGAGGAAAUAGAAUAUAUGGAAUCGAAGGAAUCCAAAACUUCUAAUAAGACUGAAAAUUUAAACAAAUUGGAUAGCGAUGAAAAAAUAAUACAAAUUGAAACAAUUAAUAAAGAAAAAAGGGUAGAAGAUGAUGAAGAUGAUGAUGAUAAUAAUGAUGAUGAUGAUGAUGAUGACGAUAAUAAUAAGGAUGAUGGUGAUAGCGGUGGUGGUGGCGGUGAUGGUGAUGGUGACAAUGAUGAAGAAGAUGAAAAUGAACAUGAAGAACAAGAAAUAAUUAGAAAUAUUAGUGUAAGUGUUGUUGAGGACCGGACGACAAAUUUUCAGUUAAGUCAUAAUAUUGAAUCGAAGAGUAAAGAAAACGAUGAAUCAAAAGUUUCCAAAACGAUUCGAGAGAAUGUAGCAUUUAACGAAACUUAUGAAGUACCACCAUUAGUUAUUAAUAAAUUCGAACGUCCUAGCGCAAUUAUACCUAGUAGAAAAAACACAUUAAAAGACGUUGAAUUGUUAAAUGUAUUGAGUGGUAGUCCACGAUUAUCAAAGAAACAACAUACAUUAAUGUCAUCUAAUUCAAUAGAUGAAAUGAGACUAUCAAGAAGACGACAUAGUUUGAAUUUACAAUCUCAGAAUAAUUUUUCUGAUACUCUUCUUUUAGAACCUAAAUCGUUUAUGACAGUUAAUUCGAAAUUUAAAUCGAAAAGUACAAGGACGUUAGAAAAUAAUGAAGAAACUAGUAGGAGUUCUACAAUGUAUAGUAGAACAACAAAUAAUAACAGUAUAAUUAGUACGAAACGUAGACAUAGUACGAUAUCGUCUCAAUCGGUAACAACGGUUGUCUCAGAAUUAGAAGAAUCAUUGCAAGAACCAUGUUUGAAAAGAAGAACGCGUUCAGAGGAUAGGCGAGGUCCUCCCAUUGAUGAAAAUAAUCCAGCUAAUCAAACCAUGGAGGAUCCAAAUAGUCGUUUGAGUUGGCCUAUUACUGAUUCUUCUAUAAAUGGUAGAUCAUCAGGUGGAGGAGGAAGUUCUAGUACUGUUUCAGUACAAGAAAGACGAUUAUCUUCGCCAAAUACUUUCCAAAGAAGAAGCUUGGGGAAAAAAGCAACACCGACUAAAAGUAUUAGGCGAUCUUCUAUAAAUGGUUCUGCUCGUUUACAACAAUUAAGAGGUAUAUUUGGAUUCAGAGAUUGGGAUCAAGGAAGAAAUAAUAGAUCUAACGGUUGCAAUGACAGGAGGUUAAAUCGUACUACAGGUAUUAUUGGACCAUUGGAUUCUGGAAUACCACAACGUUGGCUUAGAUCAGACACAAUGGCUGCAACACCGGUUAAAACAUUGCGUUCACGUAACGUCGAUAUUACUGGUCACACUAUUUCUGCACAAUUAGUUCAUCAUUAUGGAGUAGUUAAGCAGAAUCGUUUAUCUUUACCCACCAAAUUAAAGCACUCCAAUAACAAUGGAGUAUUACAAUCUAAGAGGGUAAGGUCUGCUUCUAUGUCAUCUAAUAAAUUUAAACAAACAGGUACUAGUGGUACAAAUGUAGGAACAUGUUCUACAAUGAACAGUACAAGUACAGGACCAAAUAAUGGUUCUGGUUUAGCUAAAUGGGUUAAAUCUCUAUGUAAUCCUAGUGCAAGAUCAUUGAGUACACGAUCUCGCAUCAAGCGCCUUGGAAAAUGAAAUUGUAUAAUAUAUAACUUUCCCUAUGCUUUUCUUCACUUAUUCAAUUAUUAUUAUUUUUUUUUUGUAUUUUCUUUACCUAACUAAGUUUUUUCAUCCCUCUUCUCACCACUCAGAUUAUUUUUACAAUACAAACAAAUGAGUACCAAUUCAAAUAUAGCAUUUUAUAUUAAUACUAUAACCGUUAUAUGACAUGGAUUAUAGAUACACCAAGGACUUUGUUCGUACGUUUUUUUUUACUGUAUUUUUGUUUUACGAAAUUGCACUUUAUAAGAUUCGAAUAUUAGUUACUAUAAUGAUGUAAUCAUACUUAAGUAAAUACACAAACAACAAAUCUAUAUAAACGUAAUAAUAACAUUAAAUAGAUGCAACGUUUAUAUGCAUCAUAAUAAUUGCUGAAACAACUAUACAUUUUUUUCUUUUUCAUUCAAAUUUCAGAAAUAGCAAGAUUUUUAUUUUUAUUAUAAUAAAAGCGGUUUUUUUUCUUUUUACACGAUUCACAUAUGUUUAAUUAUUAAUAAAUUCAAUAACAAGUAGAAAAGUGCAUGAUGACUAGGAUAAAAUACAUUUGGAAAUUACAUUCUGUAUAAGAAGCAGGAUGCAUAAUUAUUAAUAGAAUGUUUUUUAUGUUAUUUUACAAAAAAAAAAUAGAUACUAUUUCAAUUAUUUUUUGUUUUCCGAUUGAAGUUCAUCUGUUUGUUUCUUAUUCAUAUCCAAUAACGAUUAGUUCUUUCAGCAAUACAAAUAUAUUAGAAUGUUAAUUAAAAAGUUUUACAUACUUUUUAUCCAGUUAAUAUGUUCUUUAUUUGCAUAAAAUAGAUUAUUAACAGGAAACUUGUAUGAUAAUCAAAUCUGCAAAAGUGAAAUCAUUAGAUAAAUUAUAAUGACCGUAUGAACAAGUUAUGGCUUUUGCAAAAUAUCGUUAUUUAUACAAAAUUAUUAGUUAAUAUAAAUACAAUUUUGAUGUGAAAUGAAAAAUUUAAUAAUAUUUAAUUAUUACUUUAUCAGAGUAAAGAUAAAGAAAAAUGAAAAAAAAAAUGUUUGCAAAAGCAUUUAAAUUUGAAGAACACGAAGAAAGGUUUAGAAACGUUUUACGAGAGAAGUGAUACAAAAUUUAGAGAAAAGAUAAUUUGUUAAUUGACAUGUGCCUAUAACAGUUACCAUUUUAACAUACGUGUACAGUACAUUCACAUACCAUGCACUUAUGUAUAUAAAAAUAAAAGUAAAAAAGUUAUAUGUAUAUAUAUAUAUAUAUAUACAUAUAUAUAUUAAAACAAAAGGAUUUAAAUCCUUGCAUCGCUAUCAUGUUUUGUUUUCUUUUAUUUUUAAUGAAUAAUAAUUUUUCCCAAAAAGGUUAUAAGAACCAGUAUAAAAGUGUAUGAUUCUAAGUUUUAUAAAAAAAGGUUGUUUUCUAGUAUGUGUAUGUGGUGACUGUUGCAUAAC
Messenger RNA from Polistes canadensis, 5002 nucleotides. It is a transcript of the gene Pp2C1, whose product is annotated as hybrid signal transduction protein dokA. The transcript has 6 exons. The record is from RefSeq and is a predicted model, not a curated record. Gene Ontology annotation, biological process: protein dephosphorylation. Lineage: Eukaryota; Metazoa; Arthropoda; Insecta; Hymenoptera; Vespidae. The coding region runs from base 485 to 3559 and encodes 1024 amino acids. Gene Ontology annotation, cellular component: cytosol; nucleus. Gene Ontology annotation, molecular function: protein serine/threonine phosphatase activity; mitogen-activated protein kinase binding; cation binding.